Penaeus indicus is the source of this 1821-nucleotide messenger RNA. Its product is annotated as chitinase-3-like protein 1. Gene Ontology annotation, biological process: chitin catabolic process; carbohydrate metabolic process. The transcript is spliced from 12 exons. NCBI's taxonomy places the organism in Eukaryota, Metazoa, Arthropoda, Malacostraca, Decapoda, Penaeidae. Gene Ontology annotation, molecular function: chitinase activity; chitin binding. The record is from RefSeq and is a predicted model, not a curated record. Gene Ontology annotation, cellular component: extracellular region. Bases 1 to 1821 code for a protein of 606 amino acids.
AUGAAGCUGCUUGGACUUUUGUUGGUUUUCGGCCUCGGGGUCGCCAGUGCAGAAAAGGUUGUGUGUUACUUCGGUUCCUGGUCCGUGUGGCGACCUGGCGAUGGCAAGUUCGACGUGGAGGACAUCGACCCCUUCCUCUGCACGCACGUCAUCUUCGGCUUCGCGGGCCUGAGCAACCACACCUGGGAAAUCGAGGUUUUGGAUGUCUGGAACGAACUGUGUCCCUCGGAUGGAGGAAACAACUGUGCCUAUGACAGGUUCGUGGACCUGAAGCAACAGAACCCGGAGCUGAAGGCGAUCUUGGCCGUCGGGGGCUGGAACGAGGGGUCUGAAGAUUACUCUGUGAUGGCCGGCGAUCCCGCCAAGAGGAAGACCUUUGUGGACAGCAGCGUUAACCUCAUUAGGAAGCACAAGUUCGACGGACUGGACAUGGACUGGGAGUACCCAGCUGCGCGAGGAGGCGUUCCUGAAGACAAGGAGAACUUCAUCAUCCUGCUGCAGGAACUUCGCACCGCUUUCGAUCAGUUCAACCCUCCCCUCAUGCUGACGGGCGCGGUGGCAGCUGGAAAGCCCACGGUCGAUGCCGCCUACCACGUGGAACAGAUGGCGCAGCUUUUCGAUCAAGUGCACCUCAUGUCCUACGAUCUCCACGGCGCCUGGGAGAACACCACCCACCACAACGCCCCUCUGUGCGGCCUGCCCAGCGACGCCGGGGACCUGGCCUUCUUCAACGUGGUGUUCGCCGUGAACUACUACCUCUCUCUCGGAGUCCCUAAGGAGAAGCUGAUCAUGGGCAUCCCUGAAUACGGCCGCUGCUACACCCUGGACAACAUCAACGAAAACGGAAUGCUCUCCCCCGCCUCAAAGCCUGGUCCGGCUGGCCCUUAUAUCCGAAUUCCAGGGACCCUCGGCUUCAAUGAGAUCUGCGAGCGCCUUCGACAGGACCAGACGUGCACAGUCGAAACAGACCCACGAAUGUACGAGCCUUAUUUCUACUGCUCGAGUGACAACAUCUGGUGCGGGUUCGAUGAUGCUAAUUCAGUUACCGUGAAGGCUCGUUUCGCCAAGAACAUGGGUCUCUCGGGCGUCUUGGUGUGGACGAUCGACACGGACGAUUUCCAUCCCAGGUGCUACAACGAGGACUUCCACCUCCUCCGUUCUAUGAAGAGCGCCUUGGAAUUGCCUGCCGACGGACAGUUCCCGGACUGCCAAGCUCAGUACACCACGCCUUCGCCUUCAACUACACCAGAACCCACUACCAGCACUGCUAUUCCCACUACCAGCACUCCAGAACCCACUCCCAGCACUGCUGCACCCACUCCCAGCACCGCUGAGCCCACUCCCAGCACUCCAGAACCCACUCCUAGCACCGCUGAACCCACUUCCACACCCACUCCAAGCACAGCUGCACCCACUCCUAGCACUCAGUCACCGACUUCUGUGACUCCUAAUCCAGGUCACAGCAGGCCUGACUGCACCCAACACAUUGAUGGCUCAGUUUUCCCUCACGAUGAUUGUAACAAGUACUGGUUGUGCACAAACGGCCAAGCUAUUCUAGAAAUGUGUAGUCCUGGUACUUUGUUCGACGAGGACCUCAUGAUCUGCAACUGGGAGGACAGCGUCGACACCUCCAACUGCAACUUGUGGAUUUGCGAAGUUGAUAACACUUAUUACCCUCACGCUGAUUGCGACAAGUAUUACUGGUGCUACAACGGAUCGCCCCAUGUAGAGCAGUGCGCUGAUGGUUUGUUCUGGAACCAGUACCUUACAAUUUGUGACAACCCAACCCAUGUGGACACUUCAAAGUGCAACAUAGUCUAA